Diaporthe citri is the source of this 1050-nucleotide messenger RNA. RefSeq lists its product as uncharacterized. NCBI's taxonomy places the organism in Eukaryota, Fungi, Ascomycota, Sordariomycetes, Diaporthales, Diaporthaceae. The coding region runs from base 1 to 1050 and encodes 349 amino acids. The transcript is spliced from 4 exons. Gene Ontology annotation, cellular component: membrane. The record is from RefSeq and is a predicted model, not a curated record.
AUGGCACAAGAUGGACAGGCCAUUCUCGGUAGCCUUUAUGUCUUUGCUCCCAACAAGGGCGCGCCCAUUUUCUUCAUCAUCGCUUAUGCUAUCUCCGCCAUCUUUCACCUGUGGCAAUGCUACCGAUAUAGAUCCUGGAAGUUGAUAGGACUACACCCGCUGUGCGCAGUUCUGUUCACCGUGGGAUAUGCGAUGAGAGAAUAUGGGUCCUACAACUACAUGUACAACCCCGAUGAUAAGACGCCUUUGAUAAUAUGCAUUCUGAGCCAAAUCUGCAUCUUGGUCUGCCCUCCAUUUCUGGAGCUAGCCAACUACCAUGUCCUUGGCCGUGUGUUCCACUACGUUCCUUACGCCGCCCCCAUGUCCCCUAGCCGAGUCACGUCUUUUUUUGGCGGCCUAAUGGCCGUUAUCGAGGGUCUGAACGCUGCGGGAGUAUCCCUGUCCGCCAAUGCCAAUGCGAGCGAAGCCUCCAAAAACACCGGACACAUCCUGGUUCUCGUCGCCCUUGUCCUGCAAGUCCUUGUCAUCAUGGUCUUUGCCUGCCUCUCCAUCUCGUUCCACCGGCGGUGCAUCAUGGCCAGGUUCCCCAUGCAGACCAAAGCAGUCAAGUCCACGCUUAUCACGCUCUACAUGAGCAUGGUCUUGAUAUUUGUGCGCUGCGUCUACCGGCUUGUGGAGAACGCUACUGGCACGACAAGCGUUGACAUCGAUGACAUCGAGGCGCUAGAAGAUCUGAGCCCUAUUCUCCGGUACGAGGUAUACUUCUACAUCUUCGAAGCGAGUCUCAUGCUCGUCAACUCACUGCUGUGGAACGUUCGGCAUCCAGGCCCCUAUCUGCCUCAAGACCAUCACAUAUACCUGGCACGGGACGGGACCGAAGUCAAGGGAGAGAAAAGCGCGAGUGAUGACAGGCCAUUUCUCUUGAACAUGGUGAAUACUCUAUUUUGCGGUCUGCUCUUUCGCGACAAGAAGCCGGCCACACAAGCGCAUUUCCACGAGCUUACUGAAGAGCGCCAUAUUAAUGGUCACAGCAGCUCCACUUCGGUUUGA